Protopolystoma xenopodis is the source of this 342-nucleotide messenger RNA. The record is from the annotation of a GenBank genome assembly. Lineage: Eukaryota; Metazoa; Platyhelminthes; Monogenea; Polystomatidea; Polystomatidae.
AUGAAGAGAUACAGCAAUAGACUAUCAAUCUAUCAUGGCACAGUUUCACUGCCAAAAGUGACCUUCUAUCGGCUGAAUAUAUUUACUCUGGAAAUCAUUCUCUUUUGUGCCUCAUCAGGUGGUAAUUCGGCAACGAAUCAAUCCUCGCUUGGUAGACAGUCAUCUUAUGCCAGUGAAUCGGUUCAACCGCAUGUAAAAGCACCGAGAAAAGUUUCCAAGGCUGCGGUACUACGUGAUGCUGCUUGGCUGAUCCGUUGGCAACGAGCAAAUCGGCACUCUCUCGACGAGAAGAUUGCGGCGCUGAAGCGUCAAGUUGCAGAGCUUCAGGAAUCGAUCCGGUGA